UCCACAUGAAAGCAUCUCAUCGGCUGUCAGAGAUGUUUAGGGAUGCCCGCAAUGCAGGACAGCGCCCUAACUGGCUGGGUGAACACAUUUGGAACUCUUUACUGGCCCAUUGGAAUACAGUAGAGUUUCGUAAUAAGUGUGCCAAAGCCCAGCGGAAUAGAGCGUCUGAAAGGGGUGGCACCCUGCAUACUGGUGGGUCGAUCACCAUUCAUGAGCAUGCCAUUCGUAUGGCACAGGCUCUAGGACGGGCGGUCCAUGUUGAUGAGGUCUUUGCACAGACUCAUGUUCGGAAGGGAACUAAUCAAUUUGUUGAUGAAAGAUCUCGGAAGACUCAUGAAGACUUUUCUACGAGACUUUCACAGGUUAGAUCUGAACAUGAGUCAGCUCCUACACCGGAUGAUGCCAGUAAUGCAGAUGAUGACAUCCGUAGGACACAGUGCUGGAUCGACAUCGUUGGUGGGAAGAAAAAGGGACGAGUGUAUGGUGCGGGACAGCUUGCUGCAAACUAUACAGCAUCCAGAGGAGGUACUCUGAAGCACCAGCCUUCUUCCACCAGUACUCCUGACGAGGUUCUUCAACUCAGGCAGGAACUCCAUCAACGUGACCAGGAGAUCACUGAUCUCAGAGCAGAGUUUACAAAUUUUAAGGCCAUGGUCAUGAGAGUCUUGCCUCAAACCUCACAGGACGAACAAAAUAUUCCUCCCACCCAGUGUGGGUUGCAAAGAAAAACCAUUUCUCUGAAACCUGCUCUGCAUUUUACCGAAGGCUUUUGA
This is a messenger RNA of Vigna angularis (adzuki bean), 773 nucleotides long. RefSeq lists its product as uncharacterized. The coding region runs from base 6 to 773 and encodes 255 amino acids. NCBI's taxonomy places the organism in Eukaryota, Viridiplantae, Streptophyta, Magnoliopsida, Fabales, Fabaceae. The record is from RefSeq and is a predicted model, not a curated record. The transcript is spliced from 4 exons.